UUUUAGGCAAAUAACUGCUGUGCAUGGCCGGAUUUCAAAGGAUUCUCUUCUUUGGACGUCCUCAAAACCAUGCUCACAGAAAAACGUGCCCUGCCCAAUUCAAGCCACGUAGAGCGCUGGUUGGUUAACCGCCACCACAGUGGCUGGACCACCUAAGCCAUAAAAAACGACUACAUAUAAUACUGCGACUUCUUCCAAGGGGCAUUUAAUUUUUUCAACAGGAGUGACGAUCAUAGAGCCCACUUCAUUCUCUUCGUAUAACCCCCUUUUUAUACGCUGUUUUUUCUUUUUCUUUUCCUACCGCAGCUGCGUGAAUUCUACGUAUAUCAUCAUCAUGUCGCAAAGAUUCGGUGCCUCGACUCUCCACCAGCGCGACUCGCGCAGCGCCCUCUUCGCAGGCUACACGGGCGAUCAAUCCCAGCGAGGACGACCCAGCCCGUCUCCCUCUCCCAGCGCCGGCGUAGGGGGAGGUUACGGCUACAACAGCUAUUCCCCUUCGAAUGGAAAUCCCUACGGCGGCACCCCUUCCAGCGCAUAUCGAACCGCGACGCCGAACAAGAAGGGGCAGUACAGCGACGCGGUGCUGAACGAGCUGGAGAGCCAGAACGAUGAGCAGGUGGCGGGCAUUCUGGGCAAGGUCAAGGUCCUAAAGGACAUGACCGUCGCAAUUGGUGACGAAAUCCGCGAGUCCUCCGCCCUCGCCGAGAAGAUGAACGACACCUUUGACUCGACGCGCGUGCGCCUCCGCGGCACCAUGAACCGCAUGCUUAUUAUGGCGCAGCGCAGCGGCGUCAGCUGGAAGUGGUGGCUGCUCUUCUUCUUCGCCGUCGCCAUGCUGUUCAUAUACGUGUGGCUGUUUUAGAGAACGAACUGAAAAAAAAAAAAAUUCUCAAGUUCGAAUCAUACGAAGUGGCGCGGUGGAAAUGCAUUCUACUUGUUUUCGGCCCACGACAUACUUCUCCCUCUUUCUUAUACGGUAUUCACGCGAUACGAUGACGUUUCUGUCCUAGUCCCCGUGGCUGCGAGCAGAAAAACAGUGCAUAUUCUCUGCUUCUUCUUUCUGGUUUUUCUCUGGAAGACAAUUUUCUUCUUUUUACAAAGGUGCAUCUUGGGUUGGCGUUUUUUGGGGGGCGAGUUUUUGCUGCCGUUUCUGAUUAUCCUUUCUCUCUCGCAAAGGAAUACAAUGAGCUGCAUGAUUUGUAAGGGGGAGGUCUUGACUGUGAAAUAAAAGCGAGUGGAAUUUUUUUUUAUACAGGCUAAGAGCUAUUUAUGUAAAUCAUUUUAAUAUCAUCAAGAGGCUUACUACUAGGGCUACAAUUAUUUGUCUUUCAUAUGUAUUCACAUUUCUC
Molecule: messenger RNA, 1349 nt
Organism: Trichoderma asperellum CBS 433.97
Lineage: Eukaryota; Fungi; Ascomycota; Sordariomycetes; Hypocreales; Hypocreaceae
Biological process (GO): endoplasmic reticulum to Golgi vesicle-mediated transport
Source: RefSeq, a predicted model, not a curated record